AUGAGAAGCCGGCGCUGCGCCCCGCUCCCGCUCCCGCUCCUGCUCCUGCUGCUGCUCCUGCUGCCGCUGUGGCUCUCACCCUCGGCCGGGGACGCCGCGGUGAUCACCGGGGCCUGCGACAAGGACCUCCAGUGUGGCAGAGGCAUGUGCUGUGCUGUUAGUAUCUGGGUUAAAAGCAUAAGGAUUUGCACACCUCUGGGUAAAGUGGGAGACAGCUGCCAUCCACAGACUCGGAAAAACCAUUUUGGAAAUGGAAGGCAGGAACGAAGAAAGAGGAAGAGAAGAAAAAGGAAAAAGGAGGUUCCGUAUUUUGGGCGGAGAAUGCAUCACACAUGUCCUUGUAUGCCAGGCCUGGCCUGCUUACGGACUUCAUUUAAGCAGUUUAUUUGUUUAGCCCGAAAGUAAUCACUUCUGAGUAGAAACUUUAAAUGUGAACAGCCACAUGAUGUCUGUAAAGUCUGAACUUGUGAUUGUGCCAGAUAAAAACACGCCAGAAAGAAAGACUCCUGCUUCCCUCCACUUUCCAAGUGACGUUUUUAUCUUUGAUUUUUAAAUGACUUUUUUUUUCUAUUGAAAGGGAAUUUUAAUUUUGGAUAGAAAUGUAAAGUGCAAAGCAUUAUGGAACUGGUUCUCAUUUCCUUGUUUAUAUUUUGGUUUGGUUUGGCUUUUUUUAAUGCCAAUAGCUCACCCACUUCUGCAAAAAUGAGGAGAAUAAGAAUUGACAUUUUGUUACGGAGACAUUUUUUCUUCCUACCCCUCCUGUCCCUGCCCCACAGAGAGACACACAUACCUUGUGUCUCUUGUCUCUUAGUCCUCCAUGAAUUGUGAAGCGCUCACCUUUUUUCUCUUAUUUUUCCCUCCCUGCCUUUUAGCAUUUUAGAGAGGAAGGACUGGAUCCUGUAGUCUGCUGGGAGAAUCCCUGGUUCAAACUGACCUAUUCGCCUGGUACUUGUGACAAGAGGAUGUAGUUGAACUGAAUGUUCCUAACUCCUGUUAUGCACAGCAGGUUGGGAGAGCUUCUAGAAUUUUCCUUCACUUGUCUAGCCCAGGGGACUUCAGUUCUGCUCUUGAGGACAGAAGGGAUGAAAAUCCAAAUUAUCUUAGUCCAGAUUUCCAGAUUUGGGGUUUUGUUUAAACAAAAGACAUUUUUUCCAGUGAAAUUUUUUUUUCUUUUCUUUUCUUUCUCAUAAGGUUUGUUUUAAAUUCUCCUGUUAGAGAUAUUCUAAAAAAUGUCACUUGUGGAGGAAAUAUUGAGUUUAAUCUGGCAUAACACUAGUCAUCAUUUUUAAAUCGAUAUUAAGUUAUAAUUUAAACUUUAUUUGUAACCUAAAGGUCUAUCAUAAUGGAUUGCCUGAUAUCUUGCCAUUUGUAGCUGUAUCAUUAUUGCUAUGUAAAAAUUCUGUAUCAGAAUAAUGACAGUACUGUAUAUCAUUUGAUUUAUUUUAAUAUUAUAUUCUUAUUUUUGUCAUGGUUGUCAUCAGUUUUUAUUACAAGCAGAUUUCUAUAUAGGCCACAUCCCAAAAUGGGUGGAGACUCUCAAGUCAGUAAAAUAGGCCUAACACUAUGUGCAUUUCUAUGUUACAUCCAGAAAAGUUGUGUUUGCCUGAAUUUUAAGGUAAUCCAAAAGAAAUAAACAAUGUGUACAUCAAUGCAGCUUGGACCAUGAAAGAAAAUUAUGACAUGUAGAAGUGACUGUAGUCAGGAAUGGGCUCAUGGCCUUUUGCUGUAUUGAAAAAGCAGACAGUGACGGAGUGUGUCUUGCAUGAGAAGGCAGGGUGCUAGGUGCUAAUCAUAUGGCAAUGUCAAUACAGAGACUGGCCUUGAAAACCCACCAAGUAUUGUAAACUGGUUUAACGUCACAAAUAAACAACAUAUGAAAUGAG
Chinchilla lanigera (long-tailed chinchilla) is the source of this 1883-nucleotide messenger RNA. RefSeq names its product prokineticin 2 (gene Prok2). Lineage: Eukaryota; Metazoa; Chordata; Mammalia; Rodentia; Chinchillidae. Bases 1 to 405 code for a protein of 134 amino acids. The record is from RefSeq and is a predicted model, not a curated record. The transcript has 4 exons.